Molecule: messenger RNA, 1780 nt
Organism: Sycon ciliatum
Lineage: Eukaryota; Metazoa; Porifera; Calcarea; Leucosolenida; Sycettidae
Product: carboxypeptidase Q-like
Exons: 1
Coding region: 151-1563 (470 amino acids)
Biological process (GO): peptide catabolic process; proteolysis
Molecular function (GO): metallodipeptidase activity
Source: RefSeq, a predicted model, not a curated record
UCAAGCAUGGGUGUGGAAGAUUGAAUGACUUUAUGAACAUGAUCCAUUUCAGCACCUAGCCGGAGAGCCACCGGUUCGAAAUCGUCUUGGAGCUGCUGGGGUAUCUUGCCGCAGCUCUCAGCGUCUUUCGGAAACACUGGUAGGAAAGCAAUGGCGGGCUUCUAUCGGACCUGCGCUCUGACGUUCCUUGUCUGCGCUGCCCAGACAGUACUGGCUCAAAGCAGCGACGGUACUGUUACCGUCCCGGAGGAUAUCAAGAGAGAGAUUGCCGGCAUGGCUGACGAUGUGCAGAAGCUGAUCAGCUAUUUGACGGCCGGGGCUGGCAAGCACCAAGUCUAUGAUCGACUGGCCACGUUCACAGAUACGUUUGGUAAUCGCCUGGCUGGCUCUCUCACUAUGCAGCAUGCCGUUGAGUACAUGAUUGGCACGAUGAAACAUGACGGACUGGAUAAUGUCCACGGGGAGCCCGCAAUGGUACCCAACUGGAUCCGAGGUCUGGAGUCAGCCACGCUCCUUGAACCCAGGGUUCAGAAUUUAGCCAUGCUGGGUCUAGGGCUAAGCGUUGGUACACCGCGAAAUGGACUCACUGCCGACGUGCUGGUGGUGAACUCGUUCGACGAGCUGCACAACCGCAGCAGCGAAGCCAAGGGUAAGAUAGUGGUCUUCAACCAAGACUGGGUCAGCUACGGCGUAUCAGUGCAGUACCGCGGAAACGGGGCGUCCGAAGCGGCCAAGGUCGGCGCCAUCGCGGCUCUGGUACGCUCCGUCACGCCUUUCUCCAUCAAUAGCCCACACACCGGUGCAAUGACCUAUCAGGAUGGUAUCGAGAAGAUACCCACGGCGUGUAUCACCGUCGAAGACGCGCAGAUGCUGGCCCGCAUGCAGGCAAGAGGCACGCGCAUCAGCAUUCGUCUGCACAUGGACGCUGCACUGGACGGCGAGGUGCAGUCCAUGAACACGGUGGCGGAGGUCAAGGGCACCACCCAUCCCGACGAGAUCGUCCUGGUUAGUGGGCACCUGGACAGCUGGGAUGUUGGUCAAGGUGCGAUGGACGACGGCGGCGGCGCAUUCAUUUCCUGGCAGGCGCUGUCGGCCGUGCGUGCUCUAGGAUUGCGUCCCAAACGCACAAUGCGCGCUGUCCUUUGGACGGGGGAAGAGUUCGGCGGCUUCGGAUCGGAUCGCUACUACAACGAUCACAAGAACGAUUCGAAUAACAUGGACAUUGUGAUGGAGUCCGAUAGCGGCGUCUUCCAGGCUACAGGACUGAGGUUUACUGGAUCUAAGGAGGCAAAGGCAAUCGUCACCGAAAUCAUGAAGUACAUGGCACCGUUCAACGCCAGCACUGUGUUUGACGGUGCGGACGGCACGGAUAUCGACUGGUGGUUCAAGAACGGUGUUCCCGGUGGAAGUCUGGACAACGAGAACGAGAAAUACUUCUACUUCCAUCACUCCAACGGCGACACCAUGACCGUACUGGACCCGGAUGAGAUGGACGUGUGUGCAGCACUCUGGGCCGUCGCCUCUUACUGUAUUGCCAAUCUGGACAGCAUGCUACCGAGAUGAACCACUACGAAACUACAUGUAAUGAAUGCAGCAACAACUAUUCCACGCCACGAUUACUAUCACCUCAAGAUGACAAUUGGCAUGUUCUGGCAAGAGUGCGAUCAACUACAAGAAUGAAUAAGCUCCAGCCUCUUGUUCACAAUCAUACCUUUUCACUCGCUUAUAGUCACACUCACGCUUACAUCGAUAGGACCAAAGAAGAUAUUCAUGCUGCUCA